AUGACAGAGAAGAACCCGGAGCACAUGGAGGACUCCACCACACGUAUAAACUCGGUGAACCUGGACGAGCUGGUGAACCGUUUGGUGAAUGGCGUCCUGCAAACCUCCGCCGCCAACAUCCAGGAGCUGCUUCUCUGCAUCGAGCGCUGGAAAGAGGAGGCCCAGACCGACGACCGUCUCGCCGCCGUCCGGGACAAGGCCGAGCGCCACCUCCACAAGUUCUCCAGCAUCAGGAAGACGUUUGUGCCCACGGAGGAGACCAUGUGUGUGAGCUCCCAUGGUCCCGCCGGUCUCACCGAGGCCGGAGGGUUCAGCCGCUUCGUGGACGUGGACUUUGUUUCACUGUCGAGGGUUUUAACGGCAGCAAAGAAAAGAAUUGUGGGAAAGAGUCCGAUGGAAGAGAGAGUCCUGGGUUCGGAGUCCAGAGACCAGGAAGAAGUAUCUUUAAGGAACCAGGAGCAGCCAAACGCCGAGACGACGGAGACAGAAAACUACACAACACGACAGCGGAUCGAAGGAGAUGAGAAAGUUAUGUUUUUGUUUCGCUCCGAUGGAAAGAGUUUGAUGAAGUCUCCAGGUCUGUCCUGUCCUGAGGAGGAGACGGACCAUCAAACUUCUCGCCAUCAUGUUGCUGGUUUGGAGUCGACACCAGAGUCCGUGAUUCCAGAGUCUGUGAUUCCAGAGUCCGUGAUUCCAGAGUCCGCGAUUCCAGAGUCCGUGAUUCCAGAGUCUGUGAUUCCAGAAUCAAUUCAAAGAACUCCUCGCCAUCCUGUUGCUGGUUUGGAAGCGACACCGGAGUCUGUGAUUCCAGAGUCCGUGAUUCCAGAGUCUGUGAUUCCAGAGUCCGUGAUUCCAGAGUCUGUGAUUCCAGAGUCCGUGAUUCCAGAGUCCCUGAUUCCAGAGUCCCUGAUUCCAGAGUCCGUGAUUCCAGAGUCCGUGAUUCCAGAGUCCGUGAUUCCAGAGUCCGUGAUUCCAGAGUCCGCAAUUCCAGAGUCCGCAAUUCCAGAGUCCACGAUUUCAGAGUCCGUGAUUCCAGAGUCCGUGAUUCCAGAGUCCGUGAUUCCAGAGUCCGCAAUUCCAGAGUCCGCAAUUCCAGAGUCCACGAUUUCAGAGUCCGUGAUUCCAGAGUCCGUAGAGUCCGUGAUUCAAGUGUCCCUGAUUCCAGAGUCCCUGAUUCCAGAGUCCGUGAUUCAAGUGUCCCUGAUUCCAGAGUCCCUGAUUCCAGAGUCCGUGAUUCCAGAGUCCGUGAUUCCAGAGUCUGUGAUUCCAGAGUCCGUGAUUCCAGAGUCCGUGAUUCCAGAGUCCGUGAUUCCAGAGUCCGUGAUUCCAGAGUCCGUGAUUCCAGAGUCCGUAGAGUCCGUGAUUCGAGUGUCCGCGAUUCCAGAGUCCGUGAUUCCAGAGUCCGUGAUUCCAGAGUCCCUGAUUCCAGAGUCCGUGAUUCCAGAGUCCGUGAUUCCAGAGUCCACAAUUCCAGAGUCCACAAUUCCAGAGUCCGUGAUUCCAGAGUCUGUGAUUCCAGAGUCUGUGAUUCCAGACAGUGUGGACCUCAGUCAGUCCCAGUCGGAGUUCAGCAAAGACAAAGAGAAGGACGUGGAGGCAGAGGAAGAAGCUGAAGAGGAAGAUCCAGACCAAAUCUUCGUAUUCAUCAAAGACAAACAGGAAGCCGGAGCAGAGGCGGAUGAAGCCGUAGCCGCAGACGCCCUGAGGCAGCAGUUCUCACUCAUGUGCACAGUGAUGGUGACCCGUCUGACUGACACCAUCGUCAAAGAGGUCUUCGUUUCCUCUGGAGAAUGGUUGGACUCUCCGGACAAGGCGCGGCUGAAGGAGGUCUUCACCAUCGACGCCUUCCACCAGUUCCUGAAGAAGAGGCGGGAAAGUCCUGGCGACCGAGCGGCGAGGGUCCGGAUCCCAGAGGAGGCGGCCGCUGAGGUCAUGGACAGAGUCAGAGCCGUCGUCGACAAAUCACAACAGACACUUUUCCAGUUCUGUGCAGACCUGGCUCAGCUCCAGACCUCGGACUCUGACGGACGUUAUGGAAAAACCUCCUCGGGUCAUGAGUUCUGGGAUACGGAGAUCGACAAAAUGAUGCCGGUAUUUUGUCACGUUGGAAAGAGCCCAAAGAAAUCUCUGGAAGUUCCAUCUGAUUCCACCGAUGGCAAACUCUGCUCCUCGUUCAGCUGCACCGAGACCAGAACAUCUCCGAGGGCUUUUCCCGAUCGUAAAGUUACUCCGGAUUCACCAGACAAGUUCCAAGCCGGAGCAGAGGCGGAUGAAGCCGUAGCCGCAGACGCCCUGAGGCAGCAGUUCUCACACAUGUGCACAGUGAUGGUGACCCGUCUGACUGACACCAUCGUCAAAGAGGUCUUCGUUUCCUCUGGAGAAUGGUUGGACUCUCCGGACAAGGCGCGGCUGAAGGAGGUCUUCACCAUCGACGCCUUCCACCAGUUCCUGAAGAAGAGGCGGGAAAGUCCUGGCGACCGAGCGGCGAGGGUCCGGAUCCCAGAGGAGGCGGCCGCUGAGGUCAUGGACAGAGUCAGAGCCGUCGUCGACAAAUCACAACAGACACUUUUCCAGUUCUGUGCAGACCUGGCUCAGCUCCGGACCCCGGACUCUGACGGACGUUAUGGACGGAGCAGGUUUGGAGCAAAGUGUGAGAAAUGUCAUAAAUAUAUUCGACCGAAGCAGACGGAAAGUGAAAAUACACAAAACACAAAGUGA
Molecule: messenger RNA, 2718 nt
Organism: Knipowitschia caucasica
Lineage: Eukaryota; Metazoa; Chordata; Actinopteri; Gobiiformes; Gobiidae
Source: the annotation of a GenBank genome assembly